AGUCUGUCUGUGGACGCCAAGGUCGCGGGUUGUUGUGCACAACGGAUUUCUGUUGAUACAACACUUCCAAAUGAAACAGAAAGACAUUGGACUAAUCGUAACUGUUUAGUGAUAAUUUUUCGAUUUUUUUGGGGGUUGUACGUGGAAGUUAUGGAUUUUUUUUGGGUUUUCGGAUGAAUUCGAUCUAGUCAUACCGCACGAAGUACCUUCGGAUCAAUUAUAAUCAACCGAUAAACGAAUAGCCGAUUCGUCAUAAAUCAAUCGAAUGACUACACAAUGAUCGUUAAUGCUAUGGCUUCGUAUUCGGCAACAGUUUCGUCAAAUCUACCGAGCGUCGUACAAAAUAUCACCGCCCAAAACAAAAUCAACGUCACCACCAUAGAAAACACGCACCCGAAUUGGACGGAUUUAUUAAUUUUAAUAAUAAAAGGGGGCGUAUUUUUCCUUAUAAUAAUCAGCGCGGUUUUGGGCAACGCCCUAGUCAUAAUAAGCGUCCACAGACAUCGCAAAUUGAGAGUCAUUACCAACUAUUACGUAGUGAGUUUAGCGAUGGCGGAUAUGUUGGUAGCACUGUGCGCUAUGACGUUUAACGCGAGCGUAGAACUAACCAACGGGAAAUGGCUUUUCGGUUACUUCAUGUGCGACGUCUACAACAGUUUAGACGUGUACUUUUCGACGGCUAGUAUAUUGCAUUUAUGUUGCAUAAGCGUCGACAGAUAUUACGCUAUAGUUAGACCGUUGGAAUACCCCAUAACCAUGACCCACAACACCGUAUCUUUCAUGCUGGCCAACGUAUGGGUGUUACCGGCUCUAAUCAGCUUCACGCCCAUAUUCCUCGGCUGGUACACCACCGACGAACAUCAACAUUUCAGAAUGAACCAUCCGGACGUUUGCAAUUUCAUCACCAACAAAUAUUACGCUGUCAUAAGUAGUUCCAUUAGUUUUUGGAUACCGGGUAUAGUUAUGGUUACCAUGUAUUGCAGGAUAUAUAAAGAGGCCGUUCGGCAAAGGAAGGCUCUCACUAGGACUUCGUCGAAUAUCAUUUUGAAUUCGAUUCAUCAGCAUAGAACGUCGUAUCGAGAUCGAUUCGGCGAUCAUUAUCUUCAUCCUUCCGAUGGGGAAUUGACGACCAUCGGUCAGAUUAACGGAAGGAGGAGCACCAGUUCCGGUUCGGCUGGAUCUUACGGUACCACAAUCACGGAAUUUAACACCGCGAUCAAUUCGAGAGACAGUAAAGCGGCUACCGAAUUGAACGUGAACGGAACGAGUAUCAAACAACAAGCAAAAAGUUGGAGAGCCGAGCAUAAAGCAGCGAGAACUCUUGGUAUUAUCAUGGGGGCUUUUUUAUUUUGUUGGCUUCCUUUUUUUCUAUGGUACGUAAUAACGAAUUUAUGCGGGGAAUCGUGUCCGACGCCCGAAUGGUUGGUAGGACUUCUCUUCUGGGUGGGGUAUUUCAAUUCGGCCCUCAAUCCCCUGAUCUACGCCUAUUUCAACAGGGAUUUCCGGGAAGCUUUCAUGGAUACGCUUCUUUGCGUCAUGCCUUGUUGUUUCACCUGCUGGAAAACACCUGCAAGAUUCCUUUAGCCGCGGGAUACUUCGCCCGGUUAUUAUCAAGACGAAAGGCUGUGAUAUUGAUGUUUUUUUUUUUUUGGUUUUGUUCCCGUGAGUAUUCGGAUUCCUAUUUGAUUCGUCUAACUUGUGUAGCGACCCUCGUAUAUUAUUGUGUUUAUUUCAGGUUGUUAAUCGAUGCUUCUGAUGUAUAAAUUCCUUCGGAAUUUCACGAUUACAUUGAAAAGAAAAAACGAAAUCUGUACUUAAUUUUGUAUAAUUUGUUUAAUUAAAUCUUACUUGGACGAUUUUAAUAUCAAUUUUAUCGUUUUUUUAGGAAAAUUCUACGACGUGAUUGUUUCUCAUUUUGUUCUUUCCACUUUCCAACAUACUUUUCGCGUUAUCUUAUUUUGGUAAUCCUCAAAAGAUUCACAUAAAGUCUGGAUAUACUUUAUAGUCGAUUUCGUAUUUCAGACCAGAAUUCCAUCAACAUUUCGUAAGUACCCCGUAACUUUUUUGUAGUUUGGUAUUUUCCACGAUUUUCCACCGUAACUCGAGACUAAUUUUUCAAUGGAAAACCUACCGGAAAUUGUUAUCAGUUAUCAGCAACUUCCUGAUAUGUUUUAAACCCGGAUUUUUCCGCAUCCAAAUUUUUUUUUCAUUUCCCAGCUAGGUCCGAAUUAUUUUGUACCAAAACUGUACUUUAUACGAUGUGUACCAUUUAAUUGUUUGAAAAUACUGAAAGCAAUAAUCUUGAGACUCAUUUUUUGCUUAAACCGAAGUGUUAACGAAGAACCACAAACUUAUUUUGUUUCGAAAAUGAUCGACGUGCCAAAUUAUCGAUUAUCGUUAUUUAAAAAGAAAAACCACCCUCAAAAAUCAUCAACAAAUGUAUUUUAAUAUAAUUUUGAUUUGUAAAUCGCGAUUUUAAUCAAUUAAUGACACGAUUAAUCGCAAAUACACAAAAUUUUCAAACAUUUAACGUAAUCAAUUUAUAAUUAACAUUUUGUAUCAUAUUUUCACCCCAGUUUGUUUUAUAUAAACUAGGAGAUCGAUUUUGGGUUUUGUGAUAUGGAAAUUAUUUUUUUUAACUCACCCCCCAAAUAGUUUGUGAUUCGUCGAAAAAUAAAUGUUAGUAACUACAUAUAUACUGUGAUAAUAAUUUGUGUAGUUUCAUUGUGUAAAAAUUCGUGUUUACCCCAAAGGGUGGAUUGUUAAAUGUGUGAUAAUUCGUAUUUUUCAAUCUACUUCACAAAUAAUUCGUGUUUUAUAAUUAAUUUUUUUAUUAAACGAUCAUACAAAAAGAAAUUCAAAAUUUACUAAACUCUCGGUUUUUCCAACGCUGAAAUUUCUCUGUGGAUCUAACUAAUGUCGAAACAGUAGUACCUGGCCUAAACUAGAGAUGGCGGUAGCUGUUUACUAUGCGUGUGACACCCAUCGAUAUUAUUUGUUGCUUUUGUAAACAUACUUUUAUUUAAAAGUCUAAACAAUACAAAAACUGAACUAAAUUCUACUUCGAGUGAAAUUAAUCCUUCGGUAUCAACAGUAAUUUAUUCGGUAGCAAAGUUUAAACGAGACUGUACGAUCUAGGGAGUCCAACAACGCAGUCAUUAAUCAAAUGAAGUUAUUACUCCAAAAAUGUUGAAGAAAAUCCAUUGGAUGGUCUUAAAAUGUUUUAUAAUCACGAAGAUACUCCCUAAACUAUCUAGCUUGACAUAAAGACCGUGGUAGCUACCAUCUGUACGUGUUUUUCUAAUUUGAAGUCUCAAAGUUGUUAAAUAUUUGCUUGGCAGAUUUAUUUGAAAGGUUUCAGUCUAACUAAUACGAAAACUGUACUAGAUUCAACGGUAAAAUGUCGGGUAGGAGCGUUUAAACGAGACUGUACGAUCUACGGAGUCCAACAACACCGAUUUCAAAGGAGACAAACACUUCCAUCUGUAGGAAAGGUCAUGGCGUCGGUUUGUUUGGGAAAUAUUAACCAUUAGGAAGUACUUCGACAGUUUCCAGAAUAUUCUGGUUCAGAUAUCACAAUAAACGAAUGUUUCUCUCUAUUAAAACGAUUAAUGCGUUUCCCCCUUCAUGGACGACAGUCCAAAUAAAAUUUUUAGUGUAGAUCACCAAUAGAAAAAUGAUUAUUACUAAUUUUGAUUCAUUUAUAAAUGAUUGAUUCAAGUUUUGAUCAGUUCAAUGUUUCUAAACGUGAUCUCCACUGUUUAUUUAUCACACUGUAUUAUAAAAACAUACUGCGUCGUCAAUAAACAAGAAGAUAAUUAUUAAUAAAUGAACUUUUCAUGAAAUUAUUACCUGGUAAAAGUUUAAAUUAAAAAAUACGAGUUUUCAUAUGGGAAAAUAUUACUUUUGAGACACCCCCUGUAUUUUUAUUUCGAGAUGGUUUCGACGAACGAAAAUUUAAAUUUCAAAACAUCUGAUAUGCCUUGGAAAUUUUCCAAUAGAUUUAUGGAUAAAUAUCAAAAUGAUUUCUCACUUAUAGGUGCUAGUUAGUAACACAUAGCUCAAUACGGGACAUCCUGUAUAUUAAAUGUACAAUUUGAAACGUCUAGUAUGUCUGUUGUUGUUAAAAUUUUGUUUGUUAUCGUUAAUUAUUUCAAUUUUAUGCCGAAAAUUAGUUUAUUUACGACUACAAUCGGUUUUUUCCGAAUUGAAAUCGUAAAAAUAUUAAAUAAUUGACAUUUUUUACAUUAAAAUGGAAAAUGUUUGAUAAAUAUUAUCAGAAAUAGAUUUAUUAAACCGCUAAAGUCGAUUUUUUCAUAACUUUUCAUCUUUAAAAAUAUUGAAAUUGAUGUGGCAACUUCUAGGUUAUAAACGGUGACGUCAUUAUACACUCAAUCAGCUGAUUGCUUGCUGUUUAGAUGUAGAAGCGAUGUUGCCACGUUUUACGCUUGUAGGAACUUGUUUUUUGUUCCAAAAUAUACAAAAAAAUCGUUACAAUAGUGGUUUAAUAAAAAUUGUCCGCCAAAAAUUUUUUUGUCGAAUUGUUAAAAAAAUUGUUGGUAAUUCUAAGUAAAUGUGAAAAUAUCUGUUUUUCUAAAAAAUAUUAGAGGAAAAUAUUAAGGUAAAAGACAAUCGUGUAGGCCUAUCCGUAAACCAUAGCAAAAUAUAUGAAAAAAUUUCAAUAAAAAUGAUUUUAUUACUUUAAUCAACUUCCAGUUGAAUCACUAACAUUGUCGAAUGAAUAAUAAAUAUUUGUUUGUUGA
This is a messenger RNA of Diorhabda sublineata, 4763 nucleotides long. Its product is annotated as octopamine receptor beta-3R-like. Gene Ontology annotation, biological process: adenylate cyclase-activating adrenergic receptor signaling pathway. The transcript has 4 exons. The record is from RefSeq and is a predicted model, not a curated record. Bases 277 to 1584 code for a protein of 435 amino acids. Gene Ontology annotation, molecular function: octopamine receptor activity. Gene Ontology annotation, cellular component: membrane. NCBI's taxonomy places the organism in Eukaryota, Metazoa, Arthropoda, Insecta, Coleoptera, Chrysomelidae.